Molecule: messenger RNA, 1952 nt
Organism: Aspergillus japonicus CBS 114.51
Lineage: Eukaryota; Fungi; Ascomycota; Eurotiomycetes; Eurotiales; Aspergillaceae
Exons: 1
Coding region: 30-1691 (553 amino acids)
Source: RefSeq, a predicted model, not a curated record
GUGAGGAUGAGCGAGGGAAAGUUGACGUGAUGGACAGCCACCGUCACCAGCCGUCCUCGUCGCCCGACGCAGACGAGUCCGAGUCCCAGUACCGGCCCAACCGCUUCCGAGGCCCGGAGUCGACCUGGCGGAAUCUCACGGCCGAGGAUCGGCAGAAUGCGCAGGCCUUGGUCGAUCUCCGCGCGCGGGACCUGGCGGCGCAUCUGUAUAAUGCGUAUGCGUUGCGGGUGCGGGCGCGGGCGAUUGCGCGGCGGAUGGCGGAUGGUGAUCUCGAAAGAGUGGAAGAGGAGGUCUUUGCGCCGCCGAAGCGGUGGACGGCGUGGCCGUUGCCUGCGGCGGAUGUGCCGCGGCCCGGGGAACUGGUGCGUCGGGCGGUCGAUGAUGCCUGGACGCUGCGCCGGCAGCCGGACCCGCGGCCGAGUGCCGAGUUGGAGGAAUCGCUGAUGGCUGUCAUGAUGAAGACGGCCAAGGAGCGGUUCAAUGCCAGAGAGUGGGAGACGAAGACGGCACCCGGUGCGUCGACGCCGCGCGGGAAGAGGAAGUCCUCCAUGUCGCAGGCCGGGACCCAGGAGGAGAGUGCCGGUGAUUGGGAAAGUGACGAGGGCGAGGAACAGGGGACGGUGGCCGGAAUGAAACCCGUGGCUUUACGGCCUGUGGUGCAAGCAGACGAUGAGAAGUCACGCGUGCAACUACGACCGCUGACACGAAACAUCCUCACGCAUUUCGAUACGCUGCUCAUGGGUCUCCAUCGCGCGCGGCAGGGCGACCUCGCACGCGACGACGAUAGCUCCGCCAGCGAAUGGCAGACUGAUACCGCCAGUGCGAUCUCAGGCUCGUCCUCCGGGCAGCAGCAGCAGAAACGGAGAGGCAGCGCCGCGGAGAAGGAGCGGAGUCUAUCGCGAGGGAGAAAGCGCACACGGCGGUCCUCAAUCCGAUCCGAGUCCAGCGGUGGGCCUUCUCGUUCACGAAGUACCCGUGUCUCGAGUAGCCGUGCAUCCAGCGAGCGCACAUCUUCCCAAGCACCCUCGAGUCAGCGCUCGCUCUCGCAGGGUUCUUCACGGUCCCGCGGCCGGUCACGCAGCAGCGAUGGCCGACGGUCCGUCAGCCGGGUCCGCCAGGGGCUCCGGGACUGGAGCGAGGUUUUGGGGAUUGCAUCCAUGACCGGGUUCCCAGCCGCGGCGGUGAUGCGAGCCUCCCGCCGCUGUGCGGAUUUGUUCGGCGAGGAUAUGGCGUUUCGAACGUUCCACGAAGGACAGGUGCGGCAGGACCUGCCGGACGCUGGUAGUGGUCCAGGGCCGUGGCACUACGUGGAGAGCGAGUCCGAACCUGAGGCUGAACUGGAGCCCGAGCCUGAGUCUGUGCCCCAACCCGAGGCAAUUCCAUUGUCAUCACGAGCGUCGUCCAGGAAACCUCGCUCGCGGGCGACAUCCCUCAGGGGUGGCUCGAGAUCCCGCGCGACGACUGCAUCUGCCGACGACACGCCGCGUCCCAGAGGAAAGGGCGAGCACCGGAAGUCCGAUCUGGUGUGCCCCAUCAAGAACUGUGAUCGGCAUUAUAACGGCUUCUCCCGAACGUGGAAUCUGAACCAACAUCUGAAGACCAUGCAUCCGGGGUACCAGCCUUCGGUCUCUGCGAGAAACUCGUCGGCUGCUAAGGCUUCUAGGAGGAAGGACAAUGCUAACGAGGGGUGAUCUCCGGAGGUGAUAAGUGUAUCGUAUGUGUAUCAGAUGUGAUGAUGAUACGCUAUCUGUUGCCAAUGCUACGAAUAACGGAGACGGACACAGCGCUUGCCUGAAGAUAACAGCCAACGCAUCUGUGUGAAAUGGGCAUUCUAGACUCUUAACCCACCAUGCUGGGCGAUGGCACAUCCACUCAGCGAUGCUAGUCUCAAAUACCAUACCCGAACCCCAACCCUACAAAUCAACACCCAAAGCUACAACCGCCACCACAAC